Molecule: messenger RNA, 630 nt
Organism: Babesia sp. Xinjiang
Lineage: Eukaryota; Apicomplexa; Aconoidasida; Piroplasmida; Babesiidae
Exons: 4
Coding region: 1-630 (209 amino acids)
Source: RefSeq, a predicted model, not a curated record
AUGUCAACUUACUUUCCUAAGAGCCUUAAAAAUAAGGCAAAAAGUACACUGCCAUUAGUUAGGCAGAAUCUGCUCCAGCCGUUAUUGCGACCGCAAAAAUCGCUCUAUGAUACCGCUAACGUUCACCCGGUACUCCAUCGGGGGUAUCCCGUAUUCGACACAAUAUUCGAUACGUUGAACGACAAAGCGAGCGGUUUACGUAAAUAUAAACGACGGGAGGAGCGUGCCACCGUGCGUACGGACUAUGAUGCUAGCAAUAUGCAUGAAAUGAACCACCGCUUUAGGUUUAAGCUGUCCGGUACAUUUAACGCUAAGAGUUUUGAGAGCGAGCUUGAGUCUCACUGCAACCAGUUGUUCCUAGUGGGCUGGAUUAAGUGCCGACGUUCCUUUGCCAUCGGUCACCUGCAGGGAAAUGUGAUUGCCACCAGCUAUAUGAAGCGAUGGAUGGAGAUUUGCGGUGCGAAGAACGCACAUUUUGCCAGUGCCAUCUUCUUUGACGAAAACUACGCCAUUCCCAAACUGGACUACACGGAGUUGACGGUUGUUCGCGACUACCGUAAACCUCAGAAGAAGGCUCAACACCAACGGGCGAUCGAGGAGCGUCGCGAGAUGCGAAGCCUGCUAGCAUAG